AUGGAUUUUGCUGAAGUGGAGUCUGAUGAUGAGUUAGAUGAAACAUAUUUGGACUUUACUGAAGUGGAGUCUACAUAUGGUCCUAGUGAUGAGUUGAGAAGCUUGCCUGGUUCAGAUGAUGAUGAGAAUAAUAGUAGUGUACUUCAACCUAUCCCUAACAACCAAGAAUUCCUGCCUUCAAGGGAUUUGAGUAUUAAACAAAUUGAAAUUGGCAUGAGGUUUGCAUCAGUUGUAGAUUUUAGGCUUGCACUUAGGGAUUAUGUAAUCAAGGAAAAGUUGGAUAUUAAAUUAACAAGAAAUGAUGGUGAUAGAGUGACUGCAGUGUGCAAGCAAGGUUGUGGCUGGAGAAUACAUGCAAGUAAACCAAGUAAUGAGCAGUGUUUAAGAAUCAAGACAUUCACCAUAGAGCAUAACAGUUGCUUGUGGACUCAUAGUAGUAAGCAAGCCAUAUCUUCUUAUCUAGCAAACAAGUACUUGGAGCAAGUGAGAUUAAACCCAACCAUGGGCCAUGUGGCACUUCAAAGUACUAUUGCAGCUGAGUUAGACCUUGAUGUGUCUACAUACAAAGCGCGUAGGGCAAAGAAAAGGGCAUUAGGCAUUAUUGAGGGAGAUGAGGCUGAACAAUAUUCAAAGUUGAAGGAUUACUGUGCAUUGAUCCAAAGCACCAAUCCAGGAAGUCGUGCUACAAUUGGUGUUGAUCUCAUGUCUUAUGAUAAUGAAAUAAAAACCUUCGAAAGGAUUUUUAUUUGUUAUGCUGCAAUGAAGAAGGGAUUUAGAAACGGUUGUAGGCCAUUCCUUGGAGUUGAUGGGUGCUUUCUAAAGAGAGCAUAUGGUGGUCAUCUUCUGUCUGCUGUGGCAUGUGAUGGGAAUGACCAAAUGUACCCUGUUGCAUUUGCUGUUGUAAAGGCUGAAACAAAAGACUCAUGGGCUUAG
Molecule: messenger RNA, 933 nt
Organism: Cornus florida
Lineage: Eukaryota; Viridiplantae; Streptophyta; Magnoliopsida; Cornales; Cornaceae
Exons: 1
Coding region: 1-933 (310 amino acids)
Source: RefSeq, a predicted model, not a curated record